Molecule: messenger RNA, 800 nt
Organism: Gymnodraco acuticeps
Lineage: Eukaryota; Metazoa; Chordata; Actinopteri; Perciformes; Bathydraconidae
Exons: 1
Coding region: 36-785 (249 amino acids)
Molecular function (GO): zinc ion binding; nucleic acid binding
Source: RefSeq, a predicted model, not a curated record
CGUUAACGGCACCGGACAGUGGUGUGAGCUAGAAGAUGGCGGCGGCAAUGGUAGGAAACACCGCUCCUUUUGAUAGUCAAUCCCAGACGUGGGAGGAAUAUUGUGAGGUUCUCCAAUAUUUAUUUGAAGCUAAUGAGAUCGAAGAUGCAGGUCGGCAGAAAGCUAUUUUGCUCAGUUCAGUUGGCAGUCAGACUUACAGCCUUAUGAGGAACCUUAUCAGCCCGGCGAGGCCAGGAGAGAAGACGUUUGAUGAGCUUGUUCAGCUGCUGAAAGACCAUUUCAACCCCAAACCCAGUGAAAUUGUACAGCGCUACAAAUUUAACUCAAGAAGUAGGAAGCUGGGAGAAACAGUCAUGGAGUACGUUGCUGUGCUAAGGAAAUUAGCACAAGAUUGUAACUAUGGAGACAAGUUAACAGAAAUGCUGCGUGACAGGCUGGUCUGUGGGAUUGGGGAGGAUCGCAUACAACGGCGAUUGUUGUCAGAGCCGGAUUUGACCUUCGACAGGGCACUGAAGCUGGCCCAGGCUAUUGAGACAGCCAGCAAGAAUGUGAGAGACUUACAGUCAUUGGAGUCAGCACCCUCGCACAUGAGAGCACCUGAGGCAGUGCACAAGAUGACGGCAAGGCAGAGCCCCAGUGAGCAGCAGCACCAGCAUAAGGCUUGUUACAGGUGUGGCAGUGAGCAGCACAUAGCUGGGGACUGUAGGUUUAUUAAAGAAACCUGUCACAAGUGUGGGAAGAUAGGCCAUAUUCAGAAAGUGUGUAGAUCAAAAAGGCUCAGUUAGUGCUUCACAAGCAAA